Messenger RNA from Knipowitschia caucasica, 720 nucleotides. The record is from the annotation of a GenBank genome assembly. NCBI's taxonomy places the organism in Eukaryota, Metazoa, Chordata, Actinopteri, Gobiiformes, Gobiidae.
AUGAAGCAAGUACGAUUCGCUAAUAACACGAACAAUGUGCCCGGAUUACUGUCGGAUGGUGAUUCAAGCAAUGUCACUAUACAACCUGUAAAUUCCCAAGACAACCUUGGACCUCAACUUAAGCUGCUGCCUCUAAACGACCAGAUUCGAGAGUUGCAGACAAUUAUCAGAGACAAGACAACCAGCAGAGGAGAUUUUGUGUUUAGCGCAGACAGAUUGAUUAGACUAGUUGUGGAAGAGGGUCUAAACCAGCUGCCCUAUUCGGAGUGCACAGUUACAACACCAACAGGGUACAAGUAUGAAGGUGUGAAGUUUGAGAGGGGCAACUGUGGCGUCAGCAUUAUGAGAAGCGGUGAGGCUAUGGAGCAAGGUCUCAGAGAUUGUUGUCGCUCGAUACGAAUCGGCAAAAUUCUCAUCCAAAGUGAUGAGGAAACACAGAAGGCCAAAGUCUAUUAUGCAAAGUUCCCCCCAGAUAUAUACAGAAGGAAAGUGCUGCUUAUGUAUCCCAUACUUAGUACUGGAAACACUGUGAUUGAAGCGGUGAAAGUGCUGCUAGAACACGGUGUCCAGCCGCGACAUAUUAUCCUCCUCAGUCUCUUUUCAACACCUCAUGGAGCAAAAUCGAUCAUUCAGGAAUUUCCGGACAUCACCAUCCUCACCACGGAGGUUCACCCGGUGGCUCCCACACACUUCGGCCAGAGAUAUUUUGGCACAGAUUAA